GCUCGAGGCGCCGCGCGGGGCCAGGCCAUAUCCAUCUCCCGAGCCCGGGCCCUGUGUCGAGAGGCCCAGAGAAGCCGCCGCCAUGGGCGACGAGGCCAAGCCGGAGGAGAAGGACAAUUUUGACGUAGGGCCCCUUUCGGUGCUGCAGAAGUGCGUGAAGGACAACUCCCAGGUCUUGAUAAAUUGCCGGAACAACCGGAAGAUCUUGGCCCGCGUCAAGGCUUUCGACCGCCAUUCCAACAUGGUGCUGGAGAACGUCCGGGAGAUGUGGACGGAGAUCCCGCACGGAGGCAAGAAGAAGGCGAAGCCCGUCAACAAGGAUCGCUUCAUCAGCAAGCUCUUCCUGCGCGGGGACUCUGUGAUCUUGGUGCUCAGGAACCCGAAGUGAUCUCGUGCGGACGCGGCGCGGCGGGCGUGGGCUUGGGGAGAGAGGGGAGGCAGGGCUGCGGGGAUUGGAGGGGGGAUCCUGUGCGGUUGAAAUCGCUCGGCCCCGCCUUCGCGAUCAUAAUUGAGCUGCGAGACGAAAAGAGAACGGUGCACCAUCCGCUCCUUAGUACCGUUUAACCGACCUCUAUCCCUGGGGAUCCCCAUCCACAUAUCCUUUCCGCUCCCAAGCGCGCUCCCGCCCGCUUUCCACCGUGCCCAGUUCGGCUACGUGCAUUCCACGUCUGCCUUAGAACGCGACUAGGUUUCUCGUCGCUGCGACUAAAAAGUGUUUCGCGCCGCCAGCGCCGCGCGCAAAGCGCGUCGUGCGCUGGGCGCGUCUCCUCCCCACGCUUUGCAAUCUGGCAGCCAACCGUGAUCAUAAGGACGAGCCGUUUACUAAGGGUACCAUUGCAACCCUGCCUCUCGG
Prorocentrum cordatum is the source of this 853-nucleotide messenger RNA. NCBI's taxonomy places the organism in Eukaryota, Dinophyceae, Prorocentrales, Prorocentraceae. The record is from the annotation of a GenBank genome assembly.